CACCGUACAGAAAUCAAGAAUUUUGUGUAACCUUUUUGUUUGGGAAAUUAUGAUAGAAAAACAUUCACAAGGGUCAAAGCAGCUUAAUUAGAAAAGUGAAUUAAUGGAAAAGACUUGGAGAAACCUUAAAGUUAUAUUUUAACAUUCUGACUUUAGAGUAUCAAGAAAGCCAUCUUGUGGGUGCUCUUCAAUAUACAUUUAAAAUUUGAGCUGCUUGUUAGUCAGACUAUUGGGAGUCUUUUUUUUUUUUUUUUUUUUUUUUUUUUUGCCCAUUAUCAUAUUCUCAGCCUUUGCCCACAGUAAAUUUUUUUCUCCGGCAGAAGAAAGAGUUGCAAAAUGGACUUUUCGUGUUGUUUUUCCAGUGUUUUGCAAAGCUGCAUGAAGCUAGGUAUUAAUCUGACUGCAAACAGUUGCGGCUCUAAGCUGUAGCUCACACCUUCAGCAGGCAGUCAGCAGUAUGCCUGCAGCCGCACUUCUCUUAAAGACAGCUUGUGAUGCCCUAAUCUCAUCUUCAAAAGGUGCAUGUUGAAUUAAUAAAAAGCAGCUACAAGUGAUUUGGGUUGAUGAGCUUUAGGCAAAAAAAACUCUUUCCCUACCUACUCCCUUCAAAGACAUAGGUCAUGUUGUAUUAAUUGGUAGCACCAUUUUUAUUGAAAUAUUUAACAAUCCUCACCUCAAACACUCACACACAACUCUGCUGUGUUUGUCACCAGGAAAUAAAUUGACCCCUUGAGCAUCUGGAUUGUUUUAUUUGCCUAAAUUAAAUGUUUCAGUAAUUACACAUCCAUCCAUUUUUCUGUUUUUGACAAACACGCAGGCAGCAGGUGAAGAGAUACAAUAAUGGUUCACAAUUGCAAUUCUUGCAACAUCAUUAAAAUUAAAUAAGUUUCUAAACAUAGCAGAACCUUAAACAUGGCUGGCAUUUAUCAAAAUGAGGGGGAAAAACCCCAAUCCUUCUGAGUCUUUCUUCCCAUCUAGGUUUAAAGAUACUUUGUAUUAAGAGUUUCAGGCAAUUGAGCCCAAAAGUUGAAUGUGGAUUGUUUGUAUAUGUUUAAACUAAAACAUGGUGCUGUUUUUAAGGAAAUGUGUCAUUUUGAAUCUUAGUUAGCAAUGCUAACUGCUUAUGGUGAACACUUCCUACAUAAGUCAGAAAAGACAUUCAAUAUAGGUGUCUGACAGGAUGCAAAAACAGGUUACAAUAAUUCAGAUAAAUAAACUCCACAUUUAAUUUGGAGCAUUACAAAAAUAACACACAGAAUAUUAAAAUAAACAAAUAUAUUGAUUAUGAAAUAUAUAUGCUCACUCUGAGGCUGAUGCCAGUGACAUGUUUCUAAAAAGUUGGGAAACUGUUGCAUAACAUCGUCUUUUGAGAGCACUAUAAGAGUCUAAGAAGGGAGUUCUGAAAGCAAAAUAUUUUUCCAAUCUUGCUUGAUAAAGCAACUAUUUUGAGUUGGCAUGAUAAUUUGGAUUCUCUUUACUCUGUUUUGCACAAGUAAAUUAAAUUAGACAUGAAAUGUAAGUAGUCAUCUAGUUAAAGUCUGUGCACCAUCUACAGUAAUAAGGUGUUGCAUAACCUGAAGGUGAUCUUAAGGUGAUCUGCUGGUCUUAGAUAAAUGGGCCUGCUGUUGGUCUGAGGUUUGUAAAUAUGUGGAACUGCUGCAGGAAUAACUAUUUGCAUACAGUAUGUGGUUCCAGCUGUCAAGCUGAACUGACAGACACACAGUAAAGACCAUAAAAAACAUGUAACCUGCCCAACCUGAGUCAAUGCAAAUUCCGCUCCACCACUACCUGUGGUCAGCUGUGAUGCAAAUCUAAUGCUUAUGUAUAAAUCCCUGAGAGGGAACACUUAUUUUCCAGGGGGCUCACUUUUAUGUCUGCACUGUGCACAGAGCUCCUGGAGGUAAUUAAUUUUUCAAACAAAGAAAAGCAUUGACUCAGAGACGCACUUUGUGAUUAUUAGUAGGCAAAAAGAAAAUAAGCAGAAACCUUCAGUGGGAUUCAAAGGGAUAAGAAGCCUCAUCUGACACAAAGGAGCUUCAUUUGAGGUAAAAAAAAACAAAACAAAGAAAAUAGGUCUUUUUCACCUUGAUUGGUCUAACCUUAUUUAAGCUUCAUUUUGCAUGUGACUGCCUGAAUUUAAUUUUUCGCAUAUUUUUUUUAUCUGUGGGAGAACACUUUACCUUAGCUUAUUUGUAUUUGUUUAACAUAUUUCUAAAGCUUAAUGUGUGAAUCUUUUCCUCAGGCUCAAAGACAAACUGUGACCAAUUCCAUUAUGUGACACAAAUGAAGAAUCAUCUGGCUUGGAGUGUCUGUGAUUUUUUAUUUAUUUUUAUUUUUUUCUUUCCUUGUCAUCUCUUUGAACGCACCACAUACAGGCCACUUCAGACCCCCAUGCAGCUUACAGAAUUAUAUACAGAAAUAUUAAAUUGAUCUCAGAAGUUUGCGCUGCACACGUGUUUGAAGUAAAGAUUAUCAUCAUGUUAGCAGAGGCCAAACUGAUCAUCUGGGUGUUGACAGGCCUGUUGGCCGUCACGACUGUCUUCUUCAAUGGCUAUAUAUUUUUGACAAAUCUGUGGAACAAGAAAGAGAAAAAACAGAGGGGUCCUAGUGAUAGGAUCAUCAUGGCUCUGUCAGUGGCUGAUGUAACUCACCAGCUGGGGUGUUACGUAUGGAAGACCAUGGAUGUAGUGGAUGCAGGGUGCCUUGUGGAUGGAAUGUACUACACCGUCUUGCUGCUGUUUAUUUUCAGCUUCAAAUUCACCAUCAUGUGGGACACCAGCUUUCUCACUUUCUACUACAGCAUUAAGCUGGUCAGCACUCCCAAUCAUUGCUACACACAGAUCCAGGCCAUCAUCCUCAAGCAUGUGACCCUAGGGCUUGUUCUCAUCCCUCUUUGUGGCCUGGCCAUCUCCAUGCCGAUGCUUGUCGUGUUUAACCCUGACAACGUCACAGAGGCGAACAUGGACUGUGGAGUUUUAGUACCUUACACCAACUCUGGUAUGGUUUACAAUGUCAUUUAUCUGCUCCUCUCUGAUGUACUGCCUGGGUUCAUCGUGCUGAAGUGCUGCUUCUCCAUCUCUGUUCACCUGGCCAUCCAUCUCCGCCAAAUGAAAGCCAGCACCAAUGGUGCUCACCCACCAAAGCUCGGCACUCAGAUGAGAGUGAUCCGGAUGGCUCUGUCUCUAGUGGCCAACUUCCUCAUCUUCCUCGUUAUUGAUCUGUACGUGAACUAUCAGAUCGUGGUGCACCACGACAAUUCUCUGGGGGUCGCAUUCUUUAUUAUAUCAGUCUACACAACUGUAACGGCCAUUGUACUCAUCUAUGGUAAAAAGACUAUUUGUAAAGCUCUGAUACAUGACUUUAAUGUCUGUGUGGAUGAAUUUCCAUGUUUGUCUUGUCUGAAGUUGCCUGAAUAUAAGGUUACAACCGCACACUCAGUUAAAAGCUGAAAGGUCAAAUCAACUUGUACUACAAGCCUUUCUUGAGCAUCAAAUAGUCAUUGUCUAAAACUAUUAAAAAAUGUGAUUCAACUUUUUCUUUUCUCGUAGUGCUAGCAAUUUAUACAACAUCCUGCUGUAUCAUCAGUAAGAUACUUUCAGCAGUAAACUAAAAACUAAAUAGCAUGGAAAAGCGUGAAAGGUAGAACUGUUUAGGUGACACAUACAGUACCCUUGUAACCAGCAUGACAUGCAAAUCUCAACCUCAUCAGACUACACCUGAUAAAAUCAAUAUUUCAGCAGAACAAAUAAUAGUCAGCUCUGCAAAACAUAUAUCCAAGCGUGGCUGCCUGGACAUGAUGCAAGCCUGUGCCCAUCUAAAAUGUUAAAAAAUGCAUGUGACUGUGGUGAGAGUACAGAGCAUAUUAAUAAAACAAGACUGUACACACAACCUGAAUUUUUAUGUCAUGACAGAGGUUUUAAGAUUGUUUUUCUCAGCCAGGUUUCAGAUGGUUGCAGAAGCACGCGGGGACCUCAGUGGCCUGCUUGUUACUGGAAGGAUGCCAGGCCAAGCACCCAGCUGCACCUUUUGAGUGGGAAAACAUAAAACCUGCAGAGGAAAAAUAUAUCCUCCUGUUUGUAACAAGGGGUGUGUGUUCAUGCAUUAACAGCUCGCAGGUGUCACUGUGUGUAGCUAUAAACUGUGUGUGUCUGACUGUGAAGCUGGACAUUCCUUAAAAGUGCACUCAUGCCUAACAAACCUACCCUGAGUUUAAAAAAAAAAAAAAAAAAAGGAAAAAAGAAAUGCAGCAGACUUCUUUGUGAUGCUACAUUAGUUCACACCCUCUGGCACCACCUAGUGAGGUUCAAAGCAGAGAUACAAUAGUGCAGCUAAUCCCACUACACGCAGAGGAUUUGGAUCCCUCCAGCAGAUACAGUAUGUGGUCAAAGCAAAAAAAAGGGCAUAUUUUUCUUUGAUGCAGGGGGAAUCAAGACAUGCCAAGGCCUGGGUUUUCUUCACUGCCAUCUUCCUAUAACCGCUGGAGGAAAUCAGGCUCAACAUGAUUAAACUCAAUAUGACUUUACACUGACCAAUAUGGCAGCAGGAAAGAAACACAAAGAUUAUUCUCUAUAAUUUCACUUUUUUGUUUAGGUGAUGACAGAUCAUUUAAAUGAGUUCAAACACACACUAGUAUCUAGUUAGUAAAAGAAAAAGGGUGUACUAAAAGAAUACAUCAACAGUUUAUUGCUCUGGGUGGUCAUGUUGCUACUCCAUUAAAUAUUUAAUUCGUUUUAUGCAUUGCUGAUGAUAGAUGAUAAAUACACAGGUAUUUAUCAAUUAUACACACAAACCUCUGAAAUGUUGGAAAAAUAAAAGUAAUAAAAUCUUUGAACUGUAUUUUGAUGAAUGGUUUAAAACUUUAUUAAGUUGUAUGCCACCUACCAACACACAUAGACACUCUUUUAGAUUAAAAGAGAAGUUUUAUACAGUAUUUAUAAAGCCUGGGCAAUUCUGUGUCAUUUUAAUGCAUUUUUUAAGGUUAUAUCACAACUGAGUCUUAAAAAAUGUUGAAAUUUUCACCAGUUGUUCCCUAUUUAUCCAAUAGGCACACUGUAAACUUUAGUUUGCUCACAUACUUUUUGAUGUCCAAUCAAUGAAAUGAGGGGUUGUGUGUCAAUUGUGGUGCCAUUUUUCUGAGUCCUUAUUUUUUCUCCUUUUCAUGUGUAAAUAUUUCAAGUAGGACACAUAGGAAACUGAAAUUUUGUGCAAUAAUACACUUCCACCUACUCUCACAGAAUAUACAAACAGAUCUGUCAUACAUCGUAAAGCAUGCCAGUCCCUAAAGUGCUGGUGUUUGUUCCAAAUCUGUUGAAAUCUGUAGUUCGAUGUUUGACUUUUUUUUUCUCUAUAAAGACCUUUAAAUAUAUCAGAACAUGUUUUACAUAAACCUCACAAAAACCAUCAAGAUGCCAAGUAUUAUAUAGCAAAGAGAGAGGGAGAACGUAAG
This is a messenger RNA of Melanotaenia boesemani (Boeseman's rainbowfish), 5446 nucleotides long. RefSeq lists its product as uncharacterized. The record is from RefSeq and is a predicted model, not a curated record. The coding region runs from base 2478 to 3449 and encodes 323 amino acids. Gene Ontology annotation, molecular function: G protein-coupled receptor activity. Gene Ontology annotation, cellular component: membrane. Gene Ontology annotation, biological process: sensory perception of taste; G protein-coupled receptor signaling pathway. NCBI's taxonomy places the organism in Eukaryota, Metazoa, Chordata, Actinopteri, Atheriniformes, Melanotaeniidae. The transcript has a single exon.